This is a messenger RNA of Schistosoma spindalis, 848 nucleotides long. NCBI's taxonomy places the organism in Eukaryota, Metazoa, Platyhelminthes, Trematoda, Strigeidida, Schistosomatidae. The record is from the annotation of a GenBank genome assembly.
AAAAAUUUUCUCGUCAUACAAGGUCACUUCUGGUUUCUUGGCACUAAUCCUUUUUGUCAGCGUCUUUGUUAAUCUCGACUUAUAAUCCCAAAUAAAACAUCGUUUAUGGAAUUUUUACAUUAAAAUUUUGUAAGACGACAGAUUCACAAGAUCCAAACGAACCAGAAAAACGGAAUAAAAGCGAACACGGGAAAAAUGGACAUCGCUCGAGAUAAUAUAAAGAAAUAGAAAGAAAAUGGUCUGAACAGUUGCGUUUUUUGCUUGCUGUGAGAAAGUAGUGAAGCAUUUACUUUUUUAGUCGCCUUGGGUUUUAAAUGUCUUUGAAUUCCGGCCGAUUUGCUUAGUUUUCACGAGGACGUUCGCAGUAUUGUUCUUGUAGCCUGUGUGAUGAUUUAAGUUAUAAUGUCACGAAUUUGUUCUAUCCCGACAUAAGCGUAUAAAGGCGGAAAUAAACUAGAACGUUGAGCAACUCCCAUAAGAGGCUUGUGUUUGUGAGAUUUCCCAUCCCAAUUGAAGUUCAACACUUCUAAACCCUUUUAAACAUGAAUAAUCAAUAUAAUUAUCAAGCCGAUGAUCGAAUUCGUCAGCAACAGGCUAAAGUUCAGGAGGUUGUUGGUAUAAUGAAAGACAAUGUGAAUCUCGUAUUGGAAAGGGAAACUCGUUUAGCAGAAAUUGACACUCGAGCUGAUGAAUUACAAGUUCAAUCCAAACAGUUUCAGGCAGUUGCUGGUCGUGUACGAAGAAAAUACUUUUGGCAAAAUAUGAAGAUGUGGUUUAUCAUUGGAGGAUUAGCUGUUAUAAUUCUUGUGGUUAUUAUUGUUUGGUCCGUAUCUAACAAGCAUAGUUGA